Carica papaya (papaya) is the source of this 5012-nucleotide messenger RNA. Lineage: Eukaryota; Viridiplantae; Streptophyta; Magnoliopsida; Brassicales; Caricaceae. The record is from RefSeq and is a predicted model, not a curated record.
CUCAUCUUUCUAUCGCUCUCUCCCUCAGGUUCAUCUCCUUCCUUAUUCAUCUGUAGAGCCGCCUCUCUCUCUGUCUUUCUGUGCAUAUAUAUCUUAUCGAAGAAAAAGAAGAAGAAAGAUCAGAGAUCAGCCAAGGAGAAACUAAAGAAUGAGUUAUUACAAUCAACAGCAGCCUCCAGUUGGUGUUCCUCCUCCUCAAGGUUAUCCGCCAGAAGGGUAUCCACCACCAAAAGAUGCUUAUCCGCCGCCAGGAUAUCCUCCACAAGGAUAUCCACAGGGUUAUCCGCCACAGGGAUAUCCUCCUCAAUACCCUCCUCAAUACGCUCAGCCUCCUCCUCAACAACAAAAACAAAGCACUGGUUUCCUAGAAGGCUGUUUGGCUGCUCUGUGCUGUUGCUGCCUCCUCGAUGCCUGCUUCUGAUGAGAGACUCUGGAGGAAAAAGCAAUUGAAGGUGUCCACCCCAGCAUGUGCAAAAACAUUGAAAAACUUCAAUUGAUUUGUGAAAUAUGAUUUUCUUCAGACUCAUUUAAUUUUCUCAUAUCUAUCAUAUUUUUCAUUUUCUUUUAAUAAAUUGGACCUUGUUUUUCCUUUUUGAUUGGAAUUGAACCUUUGUUAUAUUUCACUCCAUUCUGCGCGUUUGUAAAAUUUGGAUAUGGCUGUUCCUGUAUUGUAUAGAAAAUCUGUUUUAGCAGAGUAAAAGUUUGUUGUUAUUGGUACAAGGUGGAAGGGCACUCGGUAGUUUCUGAUGGCAGACAAAGGAAUUUGGUAGCCACCAAAGAUGGUUUUGUAGUCUGUAUUUGCUGGAUCCGUACCCUUUUGGAGCACGUUUGGCGCAACUUCCGGUGGUGGCUUUUGACCUUUCAAAAAUAGAGUAGAUAUUAAUCCUUUCGAAGAUCUUUGUGCUACUGGUAAUGGGGGCUCCUAAGCAGAAGUGGACACCGGAAGAGGAAGCAGCGCUGAGAGCUGGUGUUGUUAAGCAUGGUGCUGGCAAGUGGCGCACCAUACUUAAGGACCCUGAGUUUAGUGGUGUGCUGUAUCUGCGUUCCAAUGUGGAUCUUAAGUAUUACAGAUUGGAUAGCCUUAUAAUGGAGGCUAUAAGUACCUUGAAGGAGCCUGGUGGUUCUAAUAAGACGAAUAUUGCUUCCUAUAUAGAGGAACAUUAUUGGGCACCUCCAGACUUUAAGAGGCUAUUGUCAGCAAAAUUAAAGUAUUUGACUGCAAACAGUAAACUGAUUAAGCUUUUUUGGACAUGUGCAUGAAGUUAUGUUCCCUUUCAAUUUACAUUGAAAUACUACUUGGAUGUUUUAGCAAACUGAACCUGUGAUUAGCAACUGGAACUUAAUUUCUGAAGCAGGUAAAUCAAUCGUGCUUCUAUGUUGUGUUUCUUUGUUUGAAUGGAAAUAAGCCCUGUGGGCUUCAGCAAGUUAGCUCAAGAAAUCAUUUUGUCAGGGAGAGGAUUGAGCCAUAGAAUGGGCCGGACAUUAAGAGUUUCAACUGGCUCUCUCUUCUUUCCUGACACAAUAUUCCCAUCUCUCUUUAGUUCUUUUAACUCUCUUUCUCCUCCCCAAGUUUCUCAUUCAAAAAGGAAAAAAAAAAACCUUAUCAAGGAAAAGGUACCAGGCUGCUAUUUGGUCCUUAUUGAUUUAGGGAAAGGGGAACUUGAACCCAAACUAGAAAGAAACUAAACAAAGAUCUUGGAUUUUAAUAAACAACUCACAUAUCUCUAUUUAUUGAAUAAUAAUCACGAAUGGAAACACUAUUUAAUUAUCCUUCAAUAAGAAUCAGCCAUAAAACCAAACUUAGAAAAUAAAAUGCCUAACAGAAUAGGAAUUUCUAAUAGGAAAUUAAGCUAAAAUCUCUGUUGCUUGGCUUCAUGUGGGAAUGUCCAGUAUGGUUAUGGAUUUAAGUGUUUGAUUUGAUGAUUUUGUACUUAAAGAUACGGGGAUUAAAUGAAUAAGAGACCAAAAAGUGCCUAUGGGUGGUUGAACUUGUUUGAUAUGAAGAUUGAUAAAGUUAUAAUAUUGCUAUAGGAAGCUAAGACAAUAUUACAGACAUAACACUAAUAAAUCUUUAGUGAAAGAAGAUAGUAAUUCCAAAUUUGUAGUGAAAAUGGAAAAAUUAGUACUAAAUAGUGGUACUGAACUAAUUCAAUAUUACUCAUAUGAAAAAGUAAAUAAAAAUUUUAAACAUUUAAGAACAGGUAAUCUCCAUUUUAUCUUCGCUUGAACAUAAGACUCUCAAUCAUCAUCUUCACAUGAUUAUAUAUUAUAACCUCUAGUGCUGGAUCACAUAGACUCUGCACCACCAGUAUUGUGGCAGAUAUGACAAGGGUGUGGCAUUAAAAUUGAAGGGCUUGAGCAACAUAGGCUAGAACAGAGACCACUAACUAAUUAUAGAAAUUUAAUAAAUUUCCCACAUAACCUUUCACCUUCUAAACUACAAAUGCUUCUUAAAUAAGCUAAAAAUUCCUAGUAAUAUAUGCAACACCUAGUUACACGCUAUUUUAAUAAUUAUCUUUUACUGUUAUGAUUCUUCCAUUUUAGUGUCUUGUAUUGCAAAAUUCUCCCGAACUUGGAGCGAACUUGUUCUCCAAUUGGAUGGCCCCUGGUUGAAUCAUAAGGAUUUACUUCAAUUCUGAUUUCCCAAGUAUACGUAUAAAACUCUGUUGGAUCUGUCUUGAAACAUAACUGAGAAUUAGAUCUUUAUUAUCUAAACCAACCCCGAGCAUGCCAUUUUGAAAUAGUUCAGUAACUAAACCUUCAUGAAUCCCUUAUUUUUUUUUUUCAUUACAGGUAAAACCCCUUAAAAGUAUUUAUUUAAAAAAAAAACCCUUAAAGUAUCAAUUAAUGUCGAUGGAAUGAUAUUAGGCAGUCAUUCUUUUUUGUACAAAUGGGAAGUCCGGAUACAAUUUAGAUAUCAGAAAAAUUACCAUAUAAAACACAAAAUUUCUCCGCCGAUUCUUUCUCGUCGAGCCUCUCGGUCUGUUAUUAUAUCUCGAGAAGUAGAAAAGAUUACAUUCCUCACCCCACCUAAAAUUCUCGGAAUUUGUUGAUAGUUAGAAUAGGGUCGUAAACCAGGGCGACUGAUCCGUUUUAAAUUUAAAAUAAUUUUAUAUGGUUCUUUCCUAUUUCAUUUGUGUCGCAGGCUUGAAACAAAAAAAUGUUUGUUGUUUUUCCGAUGUUUCCUUACAUUUUGAUAAAACCUUCUCUUAAAAGUAUUUUAACAAUAUUUUUGGUGAUGUUAGUAGAUGCUAUUCAAUCCGUUCUCUUUCUAUUCAUGUCUCAGUAUGAUAAGGAUACAUAUGUAUUCGUAAUUAAAAACUCCUCGAUAGUACAUUUUCCUAUAUAUCAUGUACCAUUUCGGUUAGAUGAAACCAAACGCAUGCACACAUGGAUUAUCUUAGAUUCCAUUCUGAUACAUUAUAUAAAUUUGUUGACAUACAUAUCAAUGAGAUCUAUACAUGAAUUAACAGAAUCUUUUUAUUUCCUUUUAGAUCUAAAUUGCAUUUUCUCUUUUAAUUUUAAAGAAAUAUUCCGUCCUUUUUUGUAUAACUAUUUGAAUCAAAUUGAAAAUGAAUCAUCUAAUUUUCAAUUUGACAAACUUAGCAAGCUCAUAACUACAUUAAGAAGUCGAAGAUUUGAAGAUGUACUUUAGGGUCUUGAAACUUGCAAAUUUUGAUUUUAAUGAAAACCGAAAAAUGGUGCUAAACUAGCGGAUUCCGGAUAAAUGUGAAACUAAGUAGAUGUACAAAAUGAACAAGCCGAAGAAUUAGUGUAUUUUUUAAGUGCAUUUUUGGUAUUACUGGGUGCACACAAAAAAUUUGGAGUAUUAUUGCUCGUCACAUUUUUUGCCUUUCUAUUUUCAACAUCAGUGGUCAAAACUUGAUCAUCAACUUUUAGAUCUACUGCAGAAUUUUUCUCUAUAUUAUUUUUUGCUGUACAUGAUUCCUCACCAAAUAGCAUCCUCAGAUAGGCUUAUAUGUCAGAAGCUUGCAGAUUUGGUAGAAUUUUAAUUGUUUGAAUUUUCUGUCGAUAUCUACUUUGACCAAAAACUUUCUAAAUCAUCUAUUAACUCAUGCUUUGUAAUGAAACAAUAUGCUUGAUAUAUUUUAACUAGGAGAAUAUGUUUAGGCCACGAUUAGGCCAGUUGUGUUUUGGACCCAUUUGCAAUCACUUUUCUUUCUUGUCUUAUUUUUGAAUUUUUAAAUAGAGAAGAAUUUUCAAGAAAAUUAUAAAAUUCAAAAACAAAGCACAUUAUUGGUUGGGUAGAAUAAGGUUCUCAGAGAAGACUCCUUGGACUGUAGAUUGGUGGUCAGUUUGUGUUGAACUGGCUGGGAUGUGCUAGAUUAAGCGCUGAACUGGUGCAAUGUUUAAUAUUUUGAUUUGAAAAACUGUAGAGACUCACUUGCAGGUUUCUUUGCGGAGUAUCUCAUUUCUGGUACACUAUUAAUAGAAAAGAAUAAGUUUUCGGGGAGACUCCACGGAAAUGGUGGUUGGUUUGUUAUAAUGUGGCUGGGAAGGUAGAUUUCUAGUGAGCUAACUUUUUUAUUUAAUAAAUGAUGCAAUGGUAUUCAAUGGAUUUAGAUUCUGUGGUUUGGUCGGUCGACAACCCAAACGUAUGAUUAUAAGAGCAGUUAAACCCUGAUUUGGCAGUGGCCAGACUUCCAGGUAGGUUGACAGAUUUAACAUUUUUCAAUAUUGCGAAUCCAGAAGGCUUUAUGUCAUGCUUGGAUAACUAGCAUUUUGGCUGACUAUCAAGUAUCAAUUGUAGCCAAAUGAGUUAGGCUGUAAUACUAAUUGAUGUAUAACAUAGAGGGUUUAAACCUAAAACUUAGGGAGAAAUCAGACAGAGAAUUAGACAAAGAAUUCAGACCUCAAUAAUCAACUUAAGAUUUUCAAUUAUAAUAAAUGAUAGUAGGUGUUGUAAUUCAACAAAAGAGGCACCUUUUAUAUAGGCACCGCUCAAAUAACCAAAUAUAGAGAUAGAUUACCUAAGAAAAUCGAAUUUCUUA